Molecule: messenger RNA, 468 nt
Organism: Quercus robur (English oak)
Lineage: Eukaryota; Viridiplantae; Streptophyta; Magnoliopsida; Fagales; Fagaceae
Exons: 1
Coding region: 1-468 (155 amino acids)
Source: RefSeq, a predicted model, not a curated record
AUGAGUUUCUCUGAGGAGGACAAGGUGGGAACCAUACAGCCGCAUGAUGAUGCCCUAGUGGUCACCCUUAGGAUAGGGGGAUAUGAUGUUAAGAGGGUGAUGGUGGAUCAAGGCAGUGAGGCAGAGAUUAUGUACCCCUAUUUGUACAACAGGCUGGGCUUGAAGCCUGAGGACUUGAUGGCUUAUGAUUCACCUCUAGUAAGCUUUGAUGGGAAAAUUGUUAUUCCUAAGGGCCAGAUUCGACUGCCCGUACAAGCAGGAUUGGAGGUGGUGGAGGUGAGUUUCAUUUUAGUGGAUGCCUAUUCCUCGUACAAGGCCAUUGUGGCAAGAUCUUGGCUUCACGCCCUGGGGGCCAUUUCCUCCACUUUGCAUUUGAAAGUAAAAUAUUCAUCUGAGGACUGGAUUGAGGAGCUGGUUAGGAGCCAAUCUGUGGUGAGGCAGUGCUUGAUCGCUGCAAUAACGCAUUAG